Messenger RNA from Calliphora vicina (urban bluebottle blowfly), 2282 nucleotides. It is a transcript of the gene Ror, whose product is annotated as Tyrosine-protein kinase transmembrane receptor Ror. The transcript is spliced from 9 exons. Gene Ontology annotation, biological process: positive regulation of neuron projection development; positive regulation of kinase activity; cell surface receptor protein tyrosine kinase signaling pathway. Lineage: Eukaryota; Metazoa; Arthropoda; Insecta; Diptera; Calliphoridae. Gene Ontology annotation, cellular component: plasma membrane; signaling receptor complex. The coding region runs from base 22 to 2211 and encodes 729 amino acids. The record is from RefSeq and is a predicted model, not a curated record. Gene Ontology annotation, molecular function: Wnt-protein binding; transmembrane receptor protein tyrosine kinase activity; ATP binding.
AAAACGAACAGUAUUGUGAUAAUGGUAUUUAAGCGAAAAAUUCAGCUUCUUAUACAAAUUUUAUAUAUUCGAGUAUUUUUAAAGACUUUUUCAGAAGCAACACAAAACACAAAUUUGUUAAAUGUAACUCGAUCAAACAUGGACAUUCUAAAUAAAAACUUCAUCGAUGAGAUUCCGACAGGCAUUUGUCAAGUUUAUAAUGGCACAACAUGCAUGAAUUAUUUGGCUAAACAAUAUAUUUUUAUACCGCCCAAUUUAUCUUUAAACGAAUUAGAAGAACGCCUAAAAGCGGCAUAUGGCGUCAUAAAAGAAUCAAAAGAUAUGAACCCAAAUUGCCGCAUUUAUGCCCUUCCAAGUUUAUGUUAUAGUACACUGCCUCUAUGUCGAACCCCUGAGCGUACAAAUCUAUUAUAUUUUGCCAACAGAGCUACUCACAAGGAACGCAAAUUGAAAAAGAAUAAUACUGCAACUGUCAUGGGAAUUGAAAAUCAUAUUACAAACUAUAGUCGACUUAAAAGGUUUUUAGAGAAAAAUACGAAAGAACAUAAAUUGGUGCUUAAACGUAAAUCAUCGGUUAAGUAUGACGAUGUGUUUUCCGGUGAAAUAUCUAGCCAGUAUCCGCCAACAAGAGAAUCCGAGAACUUACGACGAAUUUGCCGCGACGAAUGUGAAUUGCUCGAAAACGAACUUUGCCAAAAGGAAUAUGCCAUAGCAAAGAGACAUCCAGUGAUUGGACAAAAGUUACCCUUGGAAGAAUGUUCACACUUGCCGCGCCAUAGUGAUUGCUCAACCAUGGGCAUAGCCAUAGAUGUAGAACCAACAGAAACAUGCUAUUGGGAAGACGGUUCUGGCUACAGAGGGACUCUGGCAGUGUCUAUUUCGGGCAAGAAGUGUUUACGCUGGUCCUGGCUAAUGAAAGAAAUAUCAGAUUUUCCUGAAUUAGCGGGACAAAACUAUUGCAGGAAUCCAGGUAGUAUGGAAGACAGACCUUGGUGUUUCGUUGGUGACAAAUCAUUUGAAAAAAUCAUGGAGCCAUGUGAUAUACCAAAAUGUUCUGACAGCAUUUGGGUGUAUAUCUAUAUGAUAAUGGGAUCGCUUUUAAGUAUAUUUUUAGUAUAUGUAAUCAUAUAUGUAUGGAGACGAAGGGGAAAUCAUGGAAUGACCAAUAUUCAAAACAUAAAUACACCGAAUGCAGACAAAAAUAUAUAUGGAAACUCUCAAGUUAAUUCAUCUCUUGAAAUGUCACGUAUUAAUGUAAAUGGCACAAACGAUCUAUCUCCAUCGUUCGCUCAAAAUAUCGAACGAAGUUCUCUACUUAAAAUACCCCAUUAUACACUGCAGGAUGUAGAAUUUGUUGAAGAACUUGGAGAAGGAGCUUUUGGAAAAGUCUACAAGGGCCAACUCACACUCGCGGGAGAAGAAAAAAUAUUUGUGGCAGUGAAAGCUUUAAAGGAAAAUGCUUCAUUUAAAACACAACAAGAUUUUAAACGAGAAAUUGAAUUAAUUUCCGACCUCAAACACGAUAACAUAGUUUGCAUAUUAGGGGUGGUUUUGAACAAGGAGCCGUUCUGCAUGCUCUUUGAAUAUAUGUCAAAUGGAGAUUUACAUGAAUUUCUUAUUGCAAAUUCACCAAAUGAAAACAAGAGUCUAACUCAGUUAGAAUUUCUUCAGAUUUCACUUCAAAUAAGCGAGGGCAUGGAAUAUUUAUCCGGACAUCAUUAUGUUCACCGAGAUCUAGCCGCACGAAAUUGUUUAGUUGGUGAACAAUUAAUGGUGAAAAUAUCAGAUUUUGGUUUAUCAAGAGAUAUUUACAGCUCGGAUUAUUACAGGGUUCAAUCAAAAUCGUUAUUGCCCGUACGUUGGAUGCCGUCUGAAUCAAUUUUGUAUGGAAAGUUUACAACUGAAAGCGAUGUUUGGUCUUUCGGUGUGGUCUUAUGGGAAAUUUAUAGUUAUGGAAUGCAGCCAUAUUUUGGUCACAGUAAUCAAGAAGUAAUUAACCUGGUAAGGUCAAGGCAGCUGUUAUCUUGUCCAGAAUCAUGCCCCACAGCAGUUUACUCACUAAUGAUAGAAUGUUGGCAUGAACAGUCUGUUAGAAGGCCAUCAUUUGGAGAAAUUUCUCAUCGUUUACAGACAUGGUAUAAUGGCCAACAAAAAUUAUCACAUAAUGUAUCUUUUCAGCUAUUCCAACAACCAUUUAUUCAAAACAUCUGAAAUCUAAAUAAAUACUGCAGAUCAAAAUAACUUACCGUUUUUAUAAAUUUACACUUAUUAAAUUAACUUCA